This is a messenger RNA of Acanthamoeba castellanii str. Neff, 1983 nucleotides long. Its product is annotated as radical SAM domain containing protein. The transcript has 11 exons. The coding region runs from base 1 to 1983 and encodes 660 amino acids. Gene Ontology annotation, molecular function: catalytic activity; iron-sulfur cluster binding. The record is from RefSeq and is a predicted model, not a curated record. Lineage: Eukaryota; Discosea; Longamoebia; Acanthamoebidae.
AUGCUGCAGCGCGCGGCACGGAACGCAUCGUUGGGCAGCCUCAGGGGCGGCGGCAAUGCGUUGGGUUUGACCUCCUUCCUGCACCAACGUUGCCCACGGCUGCUGGUACAGACGCCGGUGCGGCUCUACGCACCGCAACCGCGGCGCCGGAAGCCGCUGUCAGAUCAGAAGCUGCUCGUCAAGAAGGAGAAGAAGAUCCUGCGCAAGCUCACCAAGGAGGAAGAGAAGCGCGCUGCCGACGCCUUCUACAGCGCCCACGAGGCGCAGGAGGCCGCUGGCGCCACCGCCACUUCCACUUCGUCAUCGGCAGAAAGCGGUCGGCCGAGAACUAAAAAGAAGAAGAGGGCCAGCGACGGUGGUGGCGAUGGUGCGGGCGAAGGAGCGACCAGCGCAGGCAGCCGCUUCGGUAGGGACCAGCGGCUGGCGGACUCGCGGGAGGCGCUCGUCGAGCGGGCGCGGCAGCUGGCACGGCAGAGCGCAGCCCGGGCAGGCAGCGGGUUGGCUGGCGCCCGAGGCCAACGCAGGGUUGAGGACCUUCCUCAGAGCAAUCCGUGGCUUCUGUACGCGAACGAGAUGGGCGACAUGAUCGAUUUUCCGGGUCUGGAGCUGGUGGGCGCCGUGGCCGGCGAGGUCACUCCUCACCGACUUGACCGCGGUGACUGCAUCAGUGCGCCCGAGGGAAGCCAACGAGCCCCGGUCGGGUAUCAGAGGGACGACCAAGAAGCGGAGGUGCUCUCGGCGGACCCGAAGACCGACCGGGCGAACAUGACGAAGCGCGACCGUACGUGGCCGCCCGAGGCGGUGGCGGUGAGCCUGCCGGCGCCCUACAUCGCCACCCACUACUCCUCCUUCAACUCGCUCCCCGGCGGACAGACCCUGCCGCUCUUCUUCUAUACGCCCGUUGGCUGGUGGAAGAAGGGCUCCGACUUCCUGGUACCGGCGAUGCGCAUCGACGACGAUCCACGCCAGGAUCUGGAGCACUUCGAAGACGAGGAGAUCAUCGACAAAAAGAUCCAGGAGAAGCUCGAGAAGUUUCCCGACAAUAGGUUCGUGCAGCACUUGGGGACGUGCGUAGCCAACUACUCGUGUCUGUCGGCCAUCAACUUUUUCAUGGGCCGGUGGGAGGCACAUGCCGGUGCCGACAUCGCCGCAGGGCAAUACGAUGUGCCUGGGCUGUCCCUCCCUGCAGAAGGACCGGAAAGACCUCUUGGCACGCUACAAGCGAUCGUGGAGGUCGCGGUGGAACACCUGGCCAAGGCUCCCCACGCCAUCAUCGCGUUCGGGCAAUCGUGCGAAGGCGAGCCGCUCUUGCAGGCCGACCUCCUGUGCGAGGUGAUUGCCAAGAUCCGCCAGCGCACAAGGCGAGGCACAAUUCACGUCAACACCAACGGCACGGUGACGGAGGCGGUGGCGCGGCUGCGCGAGAGCGGGCUGGACAGCCUGCGCGUGGACGUCAACAGCGUGCGGCGGGAGUACUUCAAUCGCUACACGCGCCUCAACUACGAGCCCGUCGUCGAGCGGCUGCGUCAGGCCGCGCGCGAGCGGAUGGAGCGGGCCAAGCGCGGCGAGCCCGAGCCCGAUCCCGAAGGCGAGGAGGCCCAGUCCUUGGAGCCCGACGACUCGUUCGACAAGGCCAAGGAGUCCCUCAAGGUCAUGAAGGACCGGGGAGGAUUCACGUCGAUCCGGUACAUGAUCCUGCCGGGACUCAACGACGAGCGGAAGGAGGUGGACGAGCUGUGCCGCUUCAUCGAAGAGACCCGCAUCGACAUGAUCCAGUGGCGCAACAUCGCCCUCGACCCCGAAUACUAUCUCACCUCCAUCAAGUACGAGCCGCCAGCGUCGGUGGUCUAUGCGGAGAAGCUGGGCGUGAAGCAGCUCAUGGAGACCAUCCGUGACAAGUACCCACACGUCAAGCACGGCUACUACAACCCGUGCCUCGACGAGAAGGCCCACGGCUACAACCUCACCACCGCGUCACCAUGA